ACCCGCCCACGCCGACGCUCGCGAAUGAGAGAAAAACCAAAACAAUGUGGCGACGAAGAUGCUAAAUAGGCAGUUGAUGCUGUGAACAAAUAAGAAAAAAAUGAACGUAUAUUCCAUGUGAUAUCACCACGGUUAGCUGUAUAAACAACGCUGAAAGCGACCAAAUCAUGGCUACCGUAGAUUCUCUUAUGAGCUUGUGUGCGUUUAGUGUUGCUCAGCGACCUGAGAAAUAUGAUGAGAUCAGGAUGUUGCCUGCUGCCGUUAAAGACAGAUUAUUGCGAAUAAUGAUGACUUAUGGCAGGGUCACCGACUCCAACAUCAGCCAGCUCGUGCACGCUGGAACUCAGACACUGGAUCUGCAGAACUGCAAGGUGUCGGACUCUGCGUUUCAGCAAAUCAACUGUCUGCAGUUGAGGACGAUACUGUUAAGAGGCUGUACAGAAAUCACAUCUGAGGGUCUAGAGGCGUUGGCAUCCCGCUGCCCCAGUCUUCAGGUGGUUGAUCUCACAGGCUGUACGGCUGUGACAGAUUUAGGGAUUCAAGCUCUGGCUCUACACUGCAAAUGUUUAGAAGUGAUUUCCCUCCGUGGCUGCACUGCUCUCACUGAUAAAGCCCUGCUGGAGCUGGGGACAAACUGCAGGAGGCUGCACAGCAUUUACUUUUCUGGGACAGAGGUAACCGAUCAAGGGGUCAUUGGAAUUGCGACUGGAGUUUGUUCACAUAACCUAAAGGAGUUACAGAUGGUGCGAUGUCGCAAUUUGACUGAUCUGGCUGUGACUGCGGUUCUUGCAAACUGUGCCAACAUCAGAAUUUUCAAUUUCCAUGGAUGUCCUCGGAUGACAGAUAAGUCAAGGGAGGCGCUACAAAACCUUAUUGGCCCUGACAAGAUCCAACAAGUGUCUUGGACUGCGUACUGAUGUGAGCUACAGACAUCAACUUUAUUAUCAUACAUGUAAUGUACUCAUCAAACAUCCUUUUCAAAUUGACUAAAUUGUCAAUGUUUGAGGUAAAAAAAAAAAGAUAAAA
Ctenopharyngodon idella (grass carp) is the source of this 1026-nucleotide messenger RNA. It is a transcript of the gene amn1, whose product is annotated as antagonist of mitotic exit network 1 homolog (S. cerevisiae). The record is from RefSeq and is a predicted model, not a curated record. Gene Ontology annotation, biological process: SCF-dependent proteasomal ubiquitin-dependent protein catabolic process. Gene Ontology annotation, cellular component: SCF ubiquitin ligase complex. The transcript is spliced from 7 exons. Gene Ontology annotation, molecular function: protein binding. The coding region runs from base 168 to 917 and encodes 249 amino acids. NCBI's taxonomy places the organism in Eukaryota, Metazoa, Chordata, Actinopteri, Cypriniformes, Xenocyprididae.